AUGUGGAACUUUCCAAACUGCUGUGGUGCAAUUGAUAGCAAGCACAUUAGGAUGGUUUGCCCGAAAAACAGCGGAAGUGCUUAUUACUGUUAUAAGGACUAUUUUUCGACUGUUUUAUUGGCACUUGUUGAUGCGAACUACUGUUUUAUCACAGUAGAUGUUGGUUCGUAUGGAAAGGGAGGUGACAGUACAAUUUUUCAAAGGUCUAACCUAAACAAAAAUCUUCAGCCAGGGACUAUUACCCUUCCGAAACCAAAGAACCUUCCUGGAACUAAAACUUUGUGCCCACAUGUUUUUGUCGGGGAUGCAGCAUUUGCAUUAACCUCGGCAAUGAUGAAACCCUUCCCCGAAAGUCAAGCUCAAACAGAUGUUGAAAAAGCACUAUAUAAUUACAGAUUAUGCAGAGCUAGGCGGACAUCUGAAAAUGCCUUUGGUAUUCUGUGCCUAUAUUUGAGUGUUUUUCACCCCAAUUGCAUGUAAAAUUGAAACUGUGAGUAAACUUGUGCUAGCAAGCUGCAUCUUGCACAAUAUGCUGCGCCAAAGAAAAAUACCAUGUCUCUUAGAACCAAAAAGAGGAACAAAAAUGUAAUGUUGGACAAAAAUUUAACAAGUCUUGCUGCAACAGGAUCGAAACAUGCAUCUUUCAGAGCCGAGUAUAUCCGGAAAAAUUUUUCCCAAAUAAUUAGCAGCAAAGAGGGUGAUCUGAAAUGGCAAAAUAAUAAAAUAACACGCACUGCUUAAUAUGUUUUAUUUAACUGUAUCAAAUCAUACACCUACAACCUAAUACACAUCUUAAUCUCCCUCGAAAGCUAGAAGUUGUUUUGAACCGUUUACGUAUCGAUCAUAAUCGUAUUACUCACAUACAUCUUCUACUAAAUGAGCCUACUCCAGAGUGUUCCCAUUGUAAGGAACCGCUCACUGUGAAACACAUUUUAACCAAAUUUUAAAUUCGGAGACAACGCCAAUUCGGUUGCAUUAAUCCAUCAUUGAUUUUAUUAAUUGGUAACAGUCCCCACAACAACAUUUUCCCUUACCUCAAAGCCAUUGGUUUUGAUACAUCAAUAUAGAUAUUUAAUAAAAAACCAAGUUGUAGGUGCGAUAUAGCCACUACUGGCUCUUGCGCCAAUAACUAAAAACUAACAUAAUCACUUUAAAAUGGAGAAUAUCUAAAAUUAAAAUUAAAGUUUUUUUUUUUUUUUUUUUUUUUUCAAAUUUUAUUUCCCUAAGUUUGAGCUAAGCUGCAAUAGAAAAAUUUAAGUUAUUAAUUUCACUUUAAUGUUAAUCUUCACCUUCCUUUCCAUACAAACCAACAUCCACUGAGAUAAAAACAGUAAUUUACAUCAUCAACAGCUUUAAUUUCUCAAUCUAAUUUUGUGUAUUUUUUAUUCCAAUUAUUUGUUCUUAUUUUUUGCUGAAUUUUGUACCCUGUUGUUAUAUUAUUUUUCAUUAUUUCAUGAAUAUAUAUAUAUAUAUAUAUAUAUUAUCAUGCAUCGGUAUACAUUUGCCUGCUUUAUUUUUUUUAUUGACUUUUGUAUCCAUCUGAAACUGUGAAAUUCUUAAGAUUUUUUUCUUCUUAUAGUUCAUCUUGUUAUUUAUAGACUUCAAAUUUCAUGAAAAAAACCAAUUAAUUAUUUUUUGUCAACACUUGUACCUUAAUUUUAGCUUUCAUCUAAUAUUUAAUUGUCCAUCUAUGUACUUCGAAUAAAUUGUUAUUUACUUUUUAUGUAUUGAGGUAUUUGAAAAUUAAGUACAUAAAUAUAUUGAGGGGCACAGUACCCUUGCAAAAAAUUUUUUUAAGUAAAAGUAUAAUCAUUCAUUUUGUGGAUGUUUUACAUUCUCAUUUCACUUAUAACCAAUAAU
Molecule: messenger RNA, 1860 nt
Organism: Parasteatoda tepidariorum (common house spider)
Lineage: Eukaryota; Metazoa; Arthropoda; Arachnida; Araneae; Theridiidae
Source: RefSeq, a predicted model, not a curated record